Messenger RNA from Paramuricea clavata, 3198 nucleotides. Lineage: Eukaryota; Metazoa; Cnidaria; Anthozoa; Malacalcyonacea; Plexauridae. The record is from the annotation of a GenBank genome assembly.
AUGACUAUUCACGUUUCCCAACGGAUUGAUUGCCUCAUCGAAUGUGACAAAGAACCAUGUUGCAGAUCAACCAACAUUCAAAAGAAAUCGAGUUCACACGAUGCUCAAAUUUGUGAAAUGCUACAUAAUGUGGUAUACAAUACUUCUGAGAAAUUGCUGGAAACAAACCCCUCUUUUGAUCAUGUGUAUUUAACAAGCUCGAAAAAGGUGAGGUUCAGUUAAUUAAUUAUUUCUUAAUAUCCCCAAAUAGUAUUUAUACAGUACUGUAUAUGUAUUUGGAAAAUAAAAAAAUGGAAUGCGAACUGUCAUGUUGAUGUCUAAUUCUUUGUAGUUUUUUACAUGCCUGGUGCGUUGUAAAUUUGGAGAAUCUCUUCAUUCUUUAAUUCCUCAAAAUGUUUACUGAAAAUUGAUUGAUAUUUUUUAUCAAAAUUAAUAAUUAUUCCUAUAAGCUUUGUUAUUUGAGUAAAUAUUCACGCGGAUAAGGUAUUCUGUUUCGGAAUCUCGCGAGCUUGCAUGGUGCCUUCAAUUUAACUGUUGCAUCCAGCAUUUAGGGAUUUUAAAAGCAAAGUAGAAUUAUAAUAACAAUAUUUUUACCUUUAGGACUACAAUGCAAGCUGCUUAUUCCCAAAAGGUUUGUAAAUGAAAGUUAUCUUCUUUUUUUAUAACGUGUAAUGUACUGAAAACACAUCAGGGCCUUUUUAAAAAAUUCGUCAGUUUGUGGGGGAAGGGGGGCCAUAAGGAAAAGGGACCUAUUGAUCUGCACUAGCCAGGGUCCUCAUGACGAUCGCAUAGUAUGAUAGGAGUGGGGAUCGGCAGGGUAUGUCCCCAGAACAUUUUAAGGACUAUUAACCUGGAAGUGCAUUGCCAGCAUUUCCAGUAAUUUUGUCUUCUAUUCUGUGGCUUUGAGGUUUGUCCGGCUUGCAGACCAUCAUAUCUUGACACACUAUGUUAAUAGCUAUGCUUGCGCUUAAAUACUUGUCUAACCUGUGUCACAGACCUUACAAUUGGUAAGGUCUUUGAUCAUAUGGCGCGAUUGCUUGUUCCAUGCAUAAAUUAAGUCCUCAGUUUUGGGGAUUAAAUUUAUUCAAAUUUGUCAUAAUAAAUUCGUUCACUCUAUCCACAUUUUAGGCGAUAUUGAACAUAUAUUGAUAUAUUACUCAUUCUAUCACUAAAAUAUUGUAUUGUUUAUACAUUGUUCUCAUUUUUAUAGCUUUUUAUUGUCCUAUAUACUUGCCAAAAUAUAUAUGAUUGUCAUUUGAAUUAUUUGUAUGGGUUAAUGUAUCAAAAUGUAAGUCAUUAAUCUUACGCGUGGGGAAAUCGGAAUUUUGUAUUCUCAUGGUCACAACAAAUUUAGGCAUAAAAAUGUUACAAUAUGCGAAACGCUAACCAUUUAUACAUAUUUGAAAUCCCUAGAACAUGACGAAUUUAAACAUGUUUGAAUAAAUUUCAUACAUGAAGUAUUUCGGAAGUUAAUAUCGAAAAACAUGUUGUCUUUAAAUGACUUAUGAUUAAUUAAUGCAUGAAUUAUAAUCCAUAUCAUAUAGGAAAUAUUACAACAGAUCGUGGAACAUUAUAUAAACGAUACGAUAUUUUAGUUAUAGAAUGAGUAACAUACAUGUACUAAAAUAUGUUCAAAAUCGCAAGAAAUGAACCAUUUAUUUAAAGUUAUUUUUCCGUUCCAGCUUGCAAAGACCCUAAAGCGUUAGGAAUGCAAAGUAGAAAAAUACCGGAUUCAAGAAUCAAAGCCUCGAGUGAAUGGACUAGAAACUGGGGUCCACGUCACGGUAGAUUACAUGGGAAGAAAUGUUGGAUUGCGGGCAGGUCACCAGACACCAACCAAUGGCUGCAAAUUGAUUUUAAAUAUAAAGCAACAGUUACAGAGAUUCUCACACAAGGCCGUCCUGACUAUAAUCAAUGGGUUAGAAGUUACACUAUUGCUUAUUCUGACGAUGGCGUGAAUUUUACAACGUACAAAGGGGAUAAAGGGCAGGAUGAGGUAACUAUCAUAUAUUUUUCAGUUCCACAGCUUGGGCAGGUUGUAGGAAAAUAGUUAAAAUGCCAUUUUGGGCAUCUCACUCGAUAGAACUAAUUGCAGAAAUAUUUUGUAAAUGGAAAUUUCGAGCGUAAAUUUUAUACAAUUUAGACCUAACCAGGAGCAGUUGCGAAAACCCUCUGGCAGAAAUUGAACCUGCAGUCCUGGGUUCGAAUCACAGGGCUGCAGGUUCGAUUCAUGCCAAAGGGCCAAUAUAUAUAUGUUAUUUACCGGCUGCGAGGUCCGUACUGAAAAAAUAUUUUCCCGAGGUCUCAGAAGCGUUUGAGGUCUUUGAAAAACUCACUCGUGGGUGUUAUGUCCGUGGGUGAUUAUACAGGGUGUCUAAAAAACGCAAUCCAACUUUAGCAUGCCAUUGUGCAUUAAUUAUUCUGUGCAUGAACGUAAGAUCAUGUUGUUCGUAAUCCAUUAUAGAGUGAGGAAAUACGAGUCCAAAUUGUUUGUCGAAAUCACAUAUUUUGACCGCUGCGCCUAUUUAAAGCAGCACUGUACAUAACAAAAGGAAGCACGAAUGUGUCACUUUAACAAUGUUCAUAAUAAUUGUGCUUACCAUUGGUAUUUUAUUGAAGUGAAAUUAAUCAACUUAAAUCCUAAAAACAGUAAAAAGACUAAUAGUUCUAGACCCAAUUCUUCAAACACCCUGUCGAACCAGGUUGCAUCAUGGGGUUCAAGUGGAGUACAUAGUACUGAUAUUUUUCAUGUAAAUCUUUAUAUAGAAAUAAAUAUUAGAGAAUGGAUUCAACAAUAUAUAAUAUAUAUUAUAUAAAAAUAAAUAUCUUCAUCAGCGAGAUAAAUUAUCACCUUACUUUACAAUCAUCAUGUUAUCAACCUCCAGUUCAUAUAUACUAUUUUUCAUUUGCAUUCAAAGAAUUUUGGGAGCAUUUUCUUGACGAACUUUAUAUAACAGACAGGUAUUUCAUGACUAAAAUUAUGUAUCUCUUUGAAACCAGGUAUUUAUAGGCAACACUAACAGAAGUAGUGUUGUGCGUCAAGAACUUUCACCCGUUGUUGUUGCACAAUUCAUCAGAAUACAACCAAAGACUUGGAAAAAUCAAAUCGCCAUGAGAGCUGAGGUUCAUGGUUGUCCAUAUCCACAUCCUAACAUUUUAAAAACUCUCUGGUUACUAGUAGCCUGCGUGCAGACAUAG